Amyelois transitella is the source of this 593-nucleotide messenger RNA. RefSeq lists its product as uncharacterized. The record is from RefSeq and is a predicted model, not a curated record. The transcript is spliced from 5 exons. NCBI's taxonomy places the organism in Eukaryota, Metazoa, Arthropoda, Insecta, Lepidoptera, Pyralidae. Bases 39 to 593 code for a protein of 184 amino acids.
CCUACUUGUUGGGCGUCCCUGAUCCCAAGUAGAUCACUAUGGAGCCACUAGUCUUUGGAUUAUGUGUAUGGCUGUUACUUCAUAUAUCUCAACAGUCUCCUGCGCAUAAAGAUCAACAAACACGCAGGGCAAAUCGUAGUGCAGUUAGAGGGUUCCUGGAAGACAAACUUAUUGAGCACGGACAGGCGCUGGAAGAAAUACUUAAAAUCGUUCAAAAGAAUGAAGAGCUUACAAAGAGAAUUAUAGACAACUUUAGUAUGAAACUGUCUCCGCCCAAAAUGCCUGAGAAGUUAGAAGGACCGACAGAAUCUGGUAGAAGGAACUUAGAUGGAUUCACUUUGCAUCCGGUGCUACUAAAGAUUGGCGUAGAUAAGCCAUAUAUUAAUGGUACAAGAAAUAAGCCUUCAGAGACAAAAGAGGUGGAUCCUUGGUGCCGUAAUGCUGUACUCUGUAAGCUGACCAAUAAGGACCCUGUCUGUGGCUUUGACGAGAAAUUUGGCUACGGGAAAUUUGAAAAUAUCUGCCAUAUGCUCUACGUCAACUGUUAUUGGAAACAUAAUUUCACACUUGUUCCAAAAUGUAAUCAGAUAUAA